Messenger RNA from Daktulosphaira vitifoliae (grape phylloxera), 1599 nucleotides. RefSeq names its product AKT-interacting protein-like. NCBI's taxonomy places the organism in Eukaryota, Metazoa, Arthropoda, Insecta, Hemiptera, Phylloxeridae. Bases 231 to 1022 code for a protein of 263 amino acids. The transcript has 6 exons. The record is from RefSeq and is a predicted model, not a curated record.
UUAUAUAAUCUAAUAAUUUCAAUUUCUAAUUAAAAAUAUUUAUUAUUAAUUUUAUAUGCACCAUAACUAACAAUGUGUAAAUCAAAUUUUAAUGACAUAAUUUACUUUCAUUCUAAAAACUUUUUGAUUCUGUCUAGUUAAAAAUUUUUCAUUUUUAACUUUGACAGUUGAUAUUUAUUUGCUAUUAAAGUUAUAAAUGUAUGUACACUUAAAAGAAAUUAUUGGAUGUCAUGUCUGAAAACUGUGAAGAAGUAUUUAAGCGUGCUGGUUCAUUUCGUCGAGUUAUAGCCCCUGGAGAUGAUACCACUAGUGUAAGUGGUAUUGCUGUAAAACCAAACAAUAAAAGUAAUUCAUAUUUAAAUCCAAACUACAUACCAUUUUUCUUGGAGUAUACUUUAAUGUCAGAAUUUAAUAUUCUCAGCAAAAAAAAGAUUCCUGGAGUAUAUGUAAUGCCAGCUGCUAAAACACCAUUUAUAUGGUUUGGAGUAAUUUUUCCUCGAUAUGGCUUAUAUAAAAAUGGAGUUUUCCGCUUUCGAAUAAUAAUUGAAAAAACAUGGCCAGAUUGUGAUUGUCCAAAAGUAAUUAUUGAAACCCCUAUAUUUCAUCCUCUUGUUGAUGUAGUAUCGGGUGAAAUGAAUAUCAAGUACCAUUUCCCAGAAUGGAAAAAAGGAGUUAACCGAAUCUGGCAUGUCAUUAAUCAUGUUCAAAAGUCAUUUUGUGAUAUACCUCGUAUAAAAAAACCAGUUAAUCUUGAAGCUGCAGAACUAUUAAAAACAGAAAAUGAAAGAUUUGUUAAAAAGUGUGAAGAAUGUGUUGAACAAAGUAGAAUAGAUAUAUACAAACAACCAAAUCAACCUGAAUGUGAAGAUCCUCAUUAUAUUUUAUUUGAUCGAUAUGACGAAGGAAUUCAUGGAUUAACUAGACAAUCAUGGAUUCAUCAAAAAGAGAGUGAAAGUAAAAACCCACCGUUAUCAUGGGUACAACCUGGAUCACUGGAACCUUUUUCAAGAUCUGAUAUAUGAAUUUGAAUGUUUUCUCUUAUUUAAUUUAUUUCAUAAGUCAAGAAUGAGGUUAUUAAUCUCAGUAAUUUAAUUAAGCUAAAGUAACUAUUUAUGUAUGGUUAUUUGAAAUUAUUUUAGUUUGACUCUACUCUAAUGUUUGAAAUACACAACAAAAAAAUGUAGAAUAAUGCAAAUUGCAUUUUGUAUAAUGUAUAUGCACGGUAGAAACUUACAUUAAUGAUAAGUUAUGUUAAAUAUAUUGAAUAAGUUCAUAUAAAUUCACCCUAAAUUUUUGAUAAUAAUAUUGUUUAUGAAAUAUUUUUGACUUUACCAUAUUUCUAUAUGAGCACAUGAUAGUGAAAGACAGGCUAAAUUGUAGUAAUGCUAGUGUAUCUUUACAGGAAAUUAUUAGCCCUCUUUGAGGAUGACGUUUUAUUCUUUAAACAUUGAAUAUUUCAAGAUAUAAAUUAUAUUAUUAUAAAACUGUAGAUGAAUCAGAAAAUCAUUAAAUAUUUGUAUGAGACUGAUUUUUUUAAUUCUUUUUGGAAUUUAUUAGCAAAUAUUUUAUCUACAAUCUUAUAUUUUAUAUUACUUAAAU